AUGAAACACGCACUUAUCUCUUGUAUAUUAUUAACGAAGCUAAUGUCUUUUUUCAUUUAUAGAUCGUUAAAACCUUCUAGAAUGAGCAAAUUUUUGCUUUUUGUAUUAUACGUCACGUUAUGUAGUGUAGUGUGGAUCCGAGCGUUAUCUCCAUGUGCUCGACGUGUGUACUUGGCCAGAGCUGAGCAGCGAGAUGAUAAAGGAAGGAGGUGCUGGGACAAUGUGAAAGUACCUUCAUGCGGUGGAAGAUGUGAUUCUAGAGAAAUUUCCGAUUGGGAGUUUCCGUUCAAGAGGUCCUAUCAUCCUGUAUGUGUGUACGGUACGAGGAUACCGCUCAUUGUACGUUUGAGGCACUGCGAUGAAGACGUAACCCCCGGUACCGACAUCUUUCAUUACGUUGCCGCCGAGAACUGCCGCUGUAAGGUUUGUUCAUCUCAGCAUACAAGUUGCGAAUGGCUCCCACCGAACUCAACAUUGCUUGAGGGCAUUGCGACCGAAGAACAACACCACUAA
Messenger RNA from Bombyx mori (domestic silkworm), 513 nucleotides. RefSeq lists its product as uncharacterized. The record is from RefSeq and is marked provisional. Bases 1 to 513 code for a protein of 170 amino acids. The transcript is spliced from 3 exons. Gene Ontology annotation, biological process: G protein-coupled receptor signaling pathway. Lineage: Eukaryota; Metazoa; Arthropoda; Insecta; Lepidoptera; Bombycidae. Gene Ontology annotation, molecular function: hormone activity. Gene Ontology annotation, cellular component: extracellular region; cytoplasm.